Molecule: messenger RNA, 9889 nt
Organism: Sebastes umbrosus (honeycomb rockfish)
Lineage: Eukaryota; Metazoa; Chordata; Actinopteri; Perciformes; Sebastidae
Exons: 28
Coding region: 144-9026 (2960 amino acids)
Biological process (GO): RNA polymerase III preinitiation complex assembly
Cellular component (GO): transcription factor TFIIIB complex
Molecular function (GO): TFIIIC-class transcription factor complex binding
Source: RefSeq, a predicted model, not a curated record
CCCCUUUCACUCACGCAAAUACCACGUCAUGAAAAACAUGGCGGAUUAGUGUGUGUGUGCAUGGGGUCCGCUACUCGCCUCCCAUCGUCGAUAAACUAAAGCUUAUUUCUCCCAGUAAACGACAUAUUCUUGAGCAGGUCAAAAUGUUUCGUCGGUCAAGAUUUAGUAUUCGACCCAAUGUCGGUACGACAGGGAGAACGGCAGGAACACCUCAGGAAGCCUCUUCAGCAAGUCAGGAGGCCAGUAAGACCCCCAAAGACGUCAGUGAGAGCAGCACUGCUACUGCUGUGACAGACGACAAGUCUGUUGUGACCCCAUCAGAAAAACCAACUGCCCCAGGGGAUGGUAAUGACCAAAAUGUGGAAGGUACCAGCUCCUCAGCAGCUGUCCAGAGAAGGAAGCGGUUUUCCAUCAAGCCCAAAGUGGCCCCAGGCCGCCCCUCCACGCUUGCUCGGACGCCAAAAUCCCCUGUCAAGGCAGUCUCUCAAACUCCUAUUGAAGUCCCUGUCUCAGACCUUGACAAGCCGAGUACAGCAACCCCUCCAAGACUCCAGUCCCCAAGGCGACGGAGGUCUUCAGAAGAGAGCAAGCAGCCCAAAAUGCAACCUAAACCCACCCUCAUCCCUUCCGACAGUUCAGAACCUUCAGCUGUUCCUACAGCCGAGGACUCUCCAGAACAAUCCUGUGUUGGUUUCUCCAGCACAAAUCUGCAAGCGGACAGUGGCAAAGAAUUAGAAAGCGCGUCAGGCAGUCAAGUUGAAGAAGUUCCUUCCAGACCACCAGAUAAAGUCCCCCUCUCUCUACCAGACAAAGAAGCUAUCGCGCUAUCAGAGAAAGCCAAGACUCUAGUGUCGUCCAAGAGUGGGGUUUCACUGUCACCACCAGCGUUCUCCCUGAGUAGACUCCUGAACGACCCAUCGGACUUACAGAGGCUCGCAAAAGCCCGGAAGCUCAGAGAGUUGCUCAAACAGGAGAUGCACAAAGAAAAGAAAAUCAAGAAAGCAAACGCACGUGCAAAGGAAUAUACCUUAGAUCCUGCCAAAAUGACCAUGAGGGACCUUAUCCGUUAUCUACCAGUGUCUAACCCCAUGACAUCUAGUUUAGAAGACUCAGCUCAAGAGAAUGAGACUGUCGUCCCUCCUUCUCCAGUAAGAGAAGCGUCACCAGAGAGAGCGCAGGAACCCGAGGUCCUCCCUAAAAUAGCAAGCCCUAGAGAGGAGGACGAGGGGGAGGCAGAAGCAGAGGCAGAGGAAGAGCAGGAUGACGAUGACGUGAUGGUUCCUCAGGUCAAAGUAGCAGAGGACGGCUCACUGAUCAUUGAUGAGGAGAGCUUGACGGUGGAAGUCCUGCGAGCCAAAGGGCCAAAUCCAGCACAGGGUCGAGACCCCAUCUUUGAGCGUGGCUCCACUACAACUUACUCCAGCUUCAGGAAAGGGACCUAUUCCAAACCCUGGUCCAAUGAAGAGACAGACAUGUUCUUCCUGGCUAUUAGCAUGGUGGGGACAGACUUUUCCAUGAUUUGUCAACUGUUUCCUCACAGAGCUCGAUCAGAGAUAAAGAACAAAUUUAAAAAGGAAGAGCGAGCGAACUCCUGGAGGAUUGAUAAAGCUUUCAAAGAGAGGCGCAAACUGGACAUAGAGUAUUUUUCUAAGCUGCUAGAGAAGAUUCUGGAAGUUCAGAAAAACAGAAAGAAACUCAAGUCUCUCGCUGGGAAGAAAUCCCCCAAGAAGCAAAAGAAAAAGCCAAAGGACAAAAAAUCUGCAAGGAAGCUGAGUGUUGUGGAGGAGGAAGAUGAGGAAGAGCAGAAUGAGAUGCCUGACUUGGAGGAGGAGGGAGAGAAAGAGAACGAGGACCUUUGUAAUGAGGGAGGAACUACUGUCGCUAAGCCCAAGAAGAAACGCAAAAGAAAGGAUGCCUCGACUGAGGAACCAAAUGACAAGAAAAACAAAACGGGUGAAAAGAGCAGUGAACAAGAUGAGGCCUACAUUCCCGGAGACACUGAGGCAGCACUUCCCGAGGACCGUCCAACAUCAGACAUGUCUGAAAAGACUGAUAGCGUGAAUGAAGCCAAGGACGCCACAAUCAAACCUGCUAAACUCUCACGAGGCAGAGCACCAAAACCUCUUCUGCCUUUGGGCAGGAAGUGGGGUAAAAAGGCCCCACCGCCGUCCACAAAGACCAGCGAUGCUGCGUCAGAUAACGGGGAUGAGAGUAUGAUUGAUGAAGCCUCUAAAGAGCAAGAGGUAAAUAAAGACGCAUCACCCUUAAGCCAAGCCAAUAAGAGGAAGUCAGCCAAUGAUGACUCUGAAGAAGAGGAUGCCACCGUUCAACUUCCUCGACCUACUAGGUACGGGAGAGUGCCUAAACCCACCAAGCUCUUGAAUUACCCUGCUAAAGAGGCCGCAUCUGAAACCACUCCUGCCUCCCCAGAGGGGUCCACUGCUUCUGCUGCUCGGCCUAAACCCAAAUGCACAGCCAAGAGGGGAAGAUCAUCAAAGCAACAAUCAGCCCAGGAGUCCAAAAAGCCUAAACUAGUCACCCUCAGGGCUUCUCAGUCAGAAGACAGUGAUGAGGGGGAUGAACAGCAGCGGGAACAAGAAGAAGAAGAAGAGGUGGAGGAGGAUCAGCACGCUGCAUGGAGCUCCAGUAAGGACAGCGCUGCCCCUGUGUUUGUUCCUGCCAGCCUGCGAUCUCCACGUCCUGUCAUUUCAGAAGUGGAAGAGACAAUGGAGGAGCUUGAUAUCUUGGCCAAUAUGCCUGAUGUGUUGGGCAUCUCCCAAGAUGCACUGUGCCCUGAUGCCUCUUUCGAUCUGGUACACAAUGAGACAGGCACAGCUGAAGCCUGUGAACAUCAGCUGGAUCUGCUUGUUGAUGUUAUAGACUUCCUUUCAUCAGACCACGCAGAAGUAACUGAGGACGAGAGCUACAAUGAGGCUGCUCAAACCCUGCUGACCAUCGGCAACCUGGCUCACCUCCCUCAGUCAGCACAGAAUCAAAUAGCCAUACAAGAUCACAUAUCAGGGACAACAUCAGUCAUUGUGAAUGAAACCAGCCAACACCUGGAAGAAGAGAUUGCAUCAACUUCUGCUGCACAAGAGGAAAACAGUGCUACUCCUCUUAUGUCUGCAACUUCUGUUUAUGGAGUCACGGAAACAUCAGAAACUGAUACUGCUGUGGAGCUACAAAACAGCACAGCAGACAAUGACGACAUUCCCGUUAUUGAAUCCAGUGAUCAGAGGACUGGUUCUGAUAUAGUCCCUACCCCUCAAUUGCACUCAAGUCCAGAGAGCUCAAAGACAAAUUCUCCACAGACCAAGAGAGGGCGCUUAUCCAAGGUGAAACCAAAACCUAACUUAGGCCAAGCCUCAAGGACUGCUCAGUCAAAAUCCCAACCAGCGACAUCAACAGAAAGGACAGCUGAAGAGAGCCACACAGUUGCUCCUGACCUUUGUCAAGUAACUGAGACACUAUCAGCUGCAGAGGAAACCCCAAAGAUAGCAGCCUGUAGUAGAACAUUAUUAAAAGAUGAAAUGUCUUGUAUUGAAGUCAAACCUGCAGAAGAGCCAUCUGGCAGUCAAAAGAGGUCUGUUGGUCAACUAAAAUCCGGUACAGCAACAUCAAAUCAGAGUGCCUCAGAAAACCAGAACCUCUCUGAAGCGGAACAGGCCGCCAGCGACUCAACGUCAGCAUCUGAGUCCACAGACAAACUACUGAUGUCUCACGUUGGGACAAUUAAGAGUAGUUGUAAUAGUCAGGUGACAUCCGGCACAGCAGUCACAGAAGCGCAGAUUGGACGAGGGUCAAACAUAGAUUCAGCCCCAGUCCAAGAAAGCAGUGACUAUCCUGCUCCAUGUGUUACACCUGUAGAAGAAUUACCUGACAGUCAGGAAGACGAGAGUGAAGUCGGAUCUGCUCGCCAGACCAGGACGAGUCGAUUCCAGAAAGUCAAACCCAGAGUUAUCAUAGCAAAGACAUCAAGGACUGCACGUUCUAAACCUCAAACCACAAAAGACACUGUUGAGAAAGACUCCAACCCAACUCCACACCCCAAAUUUCAUGAAAAAACAAUAGUAGAAGUUGAGGCAGAGCCAACUUGCACUACCUCUCCUGAAAAACCAAGUCAAUGUCCUGGUCCUGCUUCAGAUUUGACCCCAUUGUUAGAUUUAGGCUCUAGUCCUACACCCACAGAGGAACUGUCUACAACUGGGGAGAAAAAGACAGAUGUUGGAGUUGUUGUUCAGGUAGAAUCAGGUGCUUCAACAUCACAUCAGAGUGCCUCAGAAACCCAGAACCUCUCUGAAGCCCAGUUUGAACCCAGUAGGGAACAGGCCACCAGAGACACACAGCCAACAUUUGAAUCUGCAGAUGAAGUACUGAUGUCUCCCACAACUGAGAGUAGCUGUAAUAAUCCGCUGACACCUGACUUACCAGUCACAGAAUCACAAGUUGGACAAGGGUCAAACAUAGACUCAGUCCCAGUCCAAAAGAGCAGCGACCAUCCUGUUACUCCUGUAGAAGAGUUACCUGUCAGUCACAAAGAAGAGAGUGAAGUCGGCUCUACUUGCCAGACCAGGAAGAGUCGAUUCCAGAAAGUCAAACCCAAGGUCAACCUACCACAGACAUUAAGGACUGCACGUUCUAAACCUCAAACCACAAAAGACACCGUAGAGAAAGACUCCAACCCAACUCCAAACCCCAAAUUCCAUGAAAAGACAAUAGCAGAGGUUGAAGCAGAACCACCUUGCACCACCUCUCUUGAAAAACCAAGCCAAAGUCUGGCUCCUGCUUCAGAUUUGAUACCAUCGUUGGAUUUAGGCUCUACUCUUACACCCACAGAGGAACUGUCUACAACUGAGGAGAAAAAGACAGAUGUUGGAGUUGUUGGUCAGGCAGAAUCAGGCGCAGCAACAUCAGAUCAGCGUGCCUCAGAAACCCAGAACGUCUCUGAAGCCCAGUUUGAACCCGAUACGAAAGAGGCCACCAGAGACACAACGCCAACAUUGGAGUCCACAGAUGAAAAACUUGUUGGGACAACUGAGAGUAGGUGUAGUAAUCCGCAGACAUCCGACUCAGCAGUCACGGAAUCACAAGUUGGACAAAGGUCAAACAUAGACUCAGCCCCAGUCCAAGAGAGCAGCGACCAUCCUGUUACUCCUGUAGAAGAGCUACCUGUCAGUCACAAAGAAGAGAGUGAAGUCGGAUCUACUCCCCAGACCAGGACGAGUCGAUUCCAGAGAGUCAAACCCAAAGUCAACCUUGUACAGUCAUCAAGGACUGCACAUUCUAAACCUCAAACUACAAGAGACACCGUAGCGAAAGACUCCAACCAAACUCCACACUCCGAAUUCAAUGACAAAAAAAUAGUAGAGGUUGAAGCAGAGCCAACUUGCACCACCUCUCCUGAAAAACCAAGUCAAAGUCCUGGUGCUGCUUCAGAUUUGAUACCAUCAUUGGAUUUAGGCUUAAUUCUUACACCAAUAGAGGAACUGUCUACAAUUGAGGAGAAAAAGACAAAUGUUGGAUGUGUUGGUCAGGCAGAAUCAGGUGCAGCAACAUCACAACAGAGUGCCUCAGAAAACCAGAACCUCUCUGAAGCCCAGUUUGAUCCCAGUAGGCAACAGUCCACCAGGGACACAACGCCAACAUUGGAGUCCACAAAUGAAGUACUGAUGUUUCAUGUCGGGACAACUGAGAGUAGCUGUAAUAAUCUGCUGACAUCCGAAUCAGCAGUCACAGAAUCACAAGUUGGACAAGGGUCAAACAUAGUCUCAUCCCCAGUCUCAGAGAGCAACGAUCAUCCUGCUCAAUGUGUUACACCUGUAGAAGAGUUACCUGUCAGUCAGAAAGAAGAGAGUGAAGUCGGAUCUACUCGCCAGACCAGGACGAGUCGAUUCCAGAGAGUCAAACCCAAAGUCAACCUUGUACAGUCAUCAAGGACUGCACGUUCUAAACCUCAAACCACAAAAGACACCGUAGAGAAAGACUGCAACCCAACUCCAAACCCCAAGGUCCAUGAAAAAACAAUAGCGAAGGUUGAAGCAGAACCAGCUUGCACUACCUCUCCUGAAAAAACAAAUCAAAGUCCUGGUCCUGCUUCAGAUUUGAUACCAUCGUUGGAUUUAGGCUCUACUCUUACACCAACAGAGGAACUGUCUACAACUGAGGAGAAAAAGACAGAUGUUGGAGUUGGUCAGGCUGAAUCAGGCGCAGCAACAUCAGAUCAGAGUGCCUCAGAAACCCAGAACCUUUCUGAAGCCCAAUUUGAACCCAGUAGAGAACAGGCCACCAGAGACACAACGCCGUCAUCUGUGUCUACACAUGAAGUAUUGAUGUCUCAUGUUGGGACAACUGAGAGUAGACAGGUGACAUCCGAUCCAGAAGUCACAGAAUCACAAGUUGGACAAGGGUCACCCAAAGACUCAGCCCCAGUCCAAGAGAGCAGCGACCAUUCUGCUCCACCAGAGUUACCUGUCAGUCUGAAAGAAGAGAGUGAAGUCAAACCUACUCGCCAGACUACGAGAGGUCGAUUACUAAUAGUCAAACCCAAACCCAACUUAUCACAGACGUCAAGAACUGUGCGGUCUAAACCUCAAACCACAGAAGACCCUGUCACACCCAUGCAGCUUGCGGACACACCCUCCAGCCCAACUUCAAGACUUGAGUCCACUGACAAGAUGAUAACAGAGGUAGAAGCACAGCCAACUUGCAGUAGCACCCCUCCUGAAACACCAAGCCAAAUUACAAGUACUGGCACUGCUUCAGUGCCAGAGGACUUAUCUUCAAUGGAGGAGCAAAAGACAGAUGUUGGAUGUGGACAAGGCUCAAAAUCAGAGGGCCCAGAACAAAAUGUUUCUCAAAGAAGGCGGCGCUUUUCCAAUGUAAAACCCAAUUUAGGGUCAUCUCCUAGAACUACACGUACAAAACUGCAGUCAAAUGAUAUCAGUAAACCCUCAGAACAGAGCAAUAUGGACACCUCUUUAACCUCAGAACAACAGCCUGCGGACAAUAACAAUGCACAAACAGAACGGGUACUCGCAGACAGCAAGCACCUGACAUCAACACGUUGUUCAUUACAUACAGAACUCCUCAGCUCAACAAAGUCACUCGACAGCACAAAUGACAAGGGGACAUCCUCUGCUGGCGUCGUCAUAGCAACAUCUUGGAUUGCUGAGACACAGUCUGUGUUGACAGAGUCAGUUCUUGAAAAUAAGAGCAGUGAAAAACCCACAGUUGAAGGGGAAUCCAAAGAGGACAGAACGUCAAAUACCGACACAGUGGAGUCUGGGCCUGCGUCACAAUGGGACUGCAAACAGGACAUGUCCAUUGGAGUUACAGAGACAAAAACUGCAGUUUCAGAUCUUCAGAAGUCUUCACAAGAUGGUUCAGCAGAGUCAAAAAGUGAAUCUACACUCCCUACUAAUACACAGUCAGCACCAGAUCCGAAAGAAAGCAUUCAUCAGCCACGUUCAGAGAAUGAUUCUGAGGCACAAAAUCAAGAAGCACUCCAACAAUGUUCUGAAACUAAUCAAACUAAUCAGUCAGAGCCAACCGACUCUCCCUCAAGAAAAGCUCCCCAGACUCGUAGAGGCCGGCUUAUUAAACCCCAACCCAGACUGGGACUCAGCAGACGACCUCCACAACCCCAACAAGUCCAGAAUGCAAAACAAGCAGAUGCAGAUUGUGGUACUCACUCGGAAGGUCUGGAUGCUUCAGUUUGCCACAAACUUGUGUCUGAACACCAACCUGACAUCAAAGAACCAGUAGAGGGAGCUGUUGGACCAUUGUUCAGUAACCAAAACUCCUCUCAAAAUGUUGCUGGAUCCUCUCUGGGUUGUGUGACACAAGUAGCUGACAAUGAUACGCAGGAUGCAUCAACAUCAAGUACAGGAGCGACCCAAAGUCUUCCAAGUUUCACAAUAAUUCAAGACACGCUGUCGCAGCAGGAGCCUUCAGAUCCAGAGGAACCAUUCUUCAUCCUGUCUCUGACUGAGAUCCCAGUCGGCCCAUCAGGGGAGGUGGCGGGCAGUGUGCCUGAACCCCUCCCUUAUCUUCCUGUAACAGAUGCUUCAAUAGAGCAACAGAGCAUUCCUGGAGAUAGUUCUGCAGCAGCAGGAGACGGGCCUGUCUCUGAUGUCGCCGUGCCUGUGUCCGUGGAGGAGAGUGAUGUGACAGGCCUCAUCAAUGUAAAAGAUAUUGGGCCUGACCCAGCUGCAUAUGGAGGUUGGAACAAGGAGAAUCCAGUGGAUCCACAUGAGAGUACUGCAGUCCAUCCAUCUAAAUUACCAGAGACUGUAGAGAAGAAUGAUGAGACUGAGAUUCCCCCUACAAAGCAGAGGGGCACUAGAAGAAGAGAAGCACAGGUUAAGCCUAAUAUUACAAAGAGGAAACAAGCCAGCAAGACCCUCGCUGCCAAGGAAGCAGAGUCAAUCACCAUCCAGACAGACACCACCCAGCACCCAGAGCUUCCUGGGCCUUCUGUGCAGUCAAAAGCCUGUGAUGACGUUGUCACUGAGCCACAGACAGGAAGUGGGGAUCAUGCAGAUGUUGAAAAGGAGACUCGGGCAGUUCGGGAGGACCCUGAGGGUAGCAGCUCGGGAGCACAAACUACACGGACUAGGGCGACUAGUAUUCAGCAGAGAAGAGCCAAAGACUUCCUUCCCUUCAUUUCUGAGACAAACAACGCUGCCCCUGCAAGCGAUUCUCCACCUGGCAAAGCAGCUUCCAAGGGCCGAAAGGUCAGAGCUCCACGCGCAGCAGGAAAACGCUCCGCCCCGGCACCUGUAGCCUCAACAUCACACGAUGACGCUCCCACACGCAGUGCGACACAGCCGACAGAGGAAACCCACUCAGCGUCCUCUACCACAUCACAAACAGAGCCGAGCCGACUACGCUCGGUCACAACUCCGUGUCCAGCAGAGGUUUCAGCUUCUCAGCCCUGUGUGGAGAGCAGCUCUAUAGAGGAGGAGCCCACCAACGUGUCUCAGUACUUCUUAAGUGACAUUUUUACAGAAGUAGAUGAGGCAUGAAAGCUGUAGACAGGUAGAACCUGCGGGUGACUUGCUUUUUUUUUUUUAAAUAAUUUUUAAGUUAUGUCUGUAAAAGUUAAUUUAUGACUAAAAGACUGUUUUGUGUGUUUUUGCUGCAAGUUGUAUUGAAUUUAAGCUAUAUAUACUAUACUUUCACAAGCACUUUGAAUAUGUACAGUAGUUUCAAUUUACUGAAAUGCCUUUUUAGAAAUAAAUUAUACAUUAAUAACGGGUAAAUCCCUAGUUUGAUUCAGAGAUUUGGCGGCAUUUCCCACAUUUAUUCAUUAUGUUUCAAGCCUCAGAUUCACCAUUUUGGUUAUUAACUACCUGUGAAAAUGUAAAUAUUGUACAAUAGUAUUUUUUUCCCACACCUGUUCAGUUUUAAUACAGACCACAACAUUGGUCUCAGGAAAACAUAACCGGAUUACUUGACAUCAUGUACAGUUGUACGUUUAAAUAUGUUAGCUUUUUUAAUGCCUCUUCUGUGUAUUUUUGUGCAAAUUUGAAUCAUCCGUUCUAUUCUGAAACAAUUCUCUGUUUGUAUUUGACAAAAACAACAUCUUGAAAUUGGCUUUUCAUUUAGAAAACCGACAGAAUUUAAUUUAGUGAAUUAUAUCCUACAAAUUCACCCCUUACAGAGCAGAGGUAGUUUUGUUGAGACAUUUUGUUGUACUGUAUAUAGUGUUCAUCAGUUCAGUGUUCAAAGAGGUCCUGGUACAGAUUCACAGCAUUCAUAUUAUUAUGUUUGAUACUUGAAACAAAAACACAUCAUGUGUUUAUCUUCCUUAAACGUUUCAUUAGUUCAUUAAAAGAAAAACAUGGAAUUCUGUAAGAUCUGAAUAAAACGUAUUCUUCCACCACCA